UUCUCUAGCUUGCAGUUCCCCAUAGACCAUACAUUCCAAGAUGGAGGGAGAUCCUCUGCAGAAACUGCUGAGCACAGAGGAAACAUCACAAGAAGAAGAAGAGAAGUUAUCAUUGGUGAAGAGGGUGUGGGAAGAGAGCAAGUUGAUGUGGAUAGUAGCAGCACCAGCCAUAUUCGCUAGAUUCUCAACCUUUGGUAUCUAUGUUAUCAGUCAGGCAUUUGUUGGUCAUAUUGGCUCAAGAGAACUCGCUGCUUUUUCUCUUGUAUUUACUGUUCUCAUGCGAUUUGUCAAUGGUAUUCUGUUAGGAAUGGCAAGUGCAUUGGCAACACUUUGUGGACAAGCUUAUGGUGCAAAAGAAUAUGGCAUGAUGGGAGUGUAUCUUCAAAGAUCAUGGAUAGUUUUGUUCUCGACUGCACUCCUCCUUCUUCCCUUGUUCAUCUUCACAAGCCCAAUUUUGACGAUCUUAGGCCAAGAAGAAAGCAUAGCACAAGUGGCAGGAACACUUUCUCUUUGGUCAAUUCCUGUCCUGUUUGCAUUUAUUUGGUCAUUCACUUGCCAGAUGUUCUUGGAAUCUCAAAGCAAGAACAUCAUUAUUUCAUUUUUGGCAGCUUUCUCAAUAAUUAUUCAUGUAUUCCUCUCGUGGCUUUUGACAAUAAAAUUGAAGAUUGGGAUUGCUGGUGUAAUGAUUUCAACAAUUUUGGCAUACUGGAUUCCCAACAUUGGUCAAAUUAUAUUUAUUACAUGUGGUUGGUGCCAUGAAACAUGGAAAGGUUUCUCAUUUUUAGCGUUCAAAGAUCUUUGGCCUGUUGUCAGGCUUUCCCUUUCAUCUGGUGUCAUGUUGUGUCUUGAGCUGUGGUACAACACAAUAUUGGUUCUUUUAACAGGCAACAUGGAAAAUGCAGAGGUUCAAAUUGAUGCUCUAUCUAUAUGUCUGAACAUCAAUGGAUGGGAAAUGAUGAUAUCACUUGGUUUCAUGGCUGCAGCAAGUGUUCGAGUGGCAAAUGAACUUGGAAAAGGAAACUCCAAAGCAGCAAAGCUCUCUAUUGUUAUGACAGUUCUUACAUCACUCUCCAUUGGGUUCCUUCUGUUUUUGUUUUUCUUAAUUUUUAGGGAAAGACUUGCUUAUAUAUUUACCUCGAAUGAAGACGUGGCUGUUGCUGUUGGGGAUUUGUCACCUUUGUUGGCAGUCUCUAUACUACUAAACAGUGUUCAACCUGUACUCUCAGGAGUGGCUAUUGGAGCAGGCUGGCAAAGCAUUGUAGCAUAUGUGAACAUUGGGUGUUAUUACAUCAUUGGUAUUCCUGUAGGUGUUGUACUUGGUAACGUUAUCAAUUGGCAAGUCAAGGGUAUCUGGAUUGGAAUGUUGUUUGGAACACUUAUUCAAACUAUAGUGCUAAUAAUAAUCACCUGCAAAACUAAUUGGGACGAUCAGGUGACUAAAGCCCGAAAUCGUAUAAACAUUUGGUCUGAAAAGGACCCUGAUCAUCAUGAAACAAUUACAUCAGAUAAUUAGUUUCAGGCCCUUCCUAUUUAUUGUUAUCUUUUGUUUUGCUUUUGUUAUCCAGCCAAGAGGUUGAUUGAUAGCUAUAAUAUGGUUAUUCAUUAAUCUUGAAUCUUCAAAUUAAAUUAUUGGACUUUAUGUCUUUAUCUUUUCUUUUCAUAUUUAUCUUUUCUUCAAAUUAAAUUACUAAGUUUAACCUCCUAAAAUAUUCUAAAAUUAG
This is a messenger RNA of Gastrolobium bilobum, 1721 nucleotides long. Its product is annotated as protein DETOXIFICATION 21-like. Gene Ontology annotation, biological process: xenobiotic detoxification by transmembrane export across the plasma membrane. The record is from RefSeq and is a predicted model, not a curated record. The transcript is spliced from 8 exons. Gene Ontology annotation, cellular component: membrane. Bases 41 to 1513 code for a protein of 490 amino acids. Lineage: Eukaryota; Viridiplantae; Streptophyta; Magnoliopsida; Fabales; Fabaceae. Gene Ontology annotation, molecular function: antiporter activity; xenobiotic transmembrane transporter activity.